AUGGAUGAGAGAAGGGUAGUGGCCGAGCCCGACCUUCCCUGGUCCUACGCGCCGCUCCCCGACGGGGAAGAGCACCUCGCUGUCUCUCCCUCUCGCCCGCGGCCGCUGAUCUUCGUCCUGAGAGCUCUUUCCGUCGCCUUCGCCGGAGUUUUCUUGCUCGCCGCCGCGCUCGGUUUGACGGCCGGAGGAUGGCGCGAAUCGGGGCCCCAACGGCCGCCGGAGCUUCGCCUGCCGGCAGUCUCGCGGGGGCCGGCGCUGGGGGUGUCGGAGAAAGCGUCGGGUGUGCUCCUGGGGGCGGCGGCGCCGCGCUACACCUGGACCAACGCCAUGCUCCUCUGGCAGCGGACCGCCUUCCACUUCCAGCCGGAGAAGAACUGGAUGAAUGGUUCUUCUCUCCUCCCUCUCCCAUCAUACCCGUCUCUCCUUCUCCCUCUCUCUUCCUCCUUCCAUCGCUGAUUCUUGUUUCCCCUUUACAUGGACGCUCCAUGGACGGCGGCGGGGGUUUGCCCCUGCUCUCCUCCUCAGAUCCGGACGGUACGGAAAUCAAGAAUCCCCGCCAUUCAUUCCAUGCUAAUUUUGAAUGAUCCUUCUACGGGAAAGACCCCACCCCCCCUCUCCUCCCCGGCGGCCGGCGAUCUCCUUCUCCCUCCGCCAUCAAGAACUCGGGAGAUUGAUGAUGAUGAUCUGUUUCUGGUGGCGCAGGACCCCUGUUCUACAAGGGAUGGUACCACCUGUUCUACCAGUACAACCCGGAAUCCGCGGUGUGGGGGAACAUCACCUGGGGGCACGCCGUCUCCCGGGACCUGAUCCACUGGUUCUAUCUCCCCCUCGCCAUGGUUCCCGACCGCUGGUACGACGCCAACGGCGUCUGGACCGGCUCUGCCACCUUCCUCCCCGACGGCCGCAUUGCCAUGCUCUACACCGGCUCCACCAACGCCUCCGUGCAGGUACAAAACCUCGCCUUUCCGGCCAACUCCUCCGACCCCCUCCUCCUCGACUGGGUCAAGUACGACGCCGGCAACCCGGUGCUCGUCCCGCCGGCGGGCAUCUCCACGGUCGACUUCCGCGACCCGACGACGGCGUGGUACAGCGCCGGCGACGGUGUAUGGCGGCUCGCCAUCGGGUCUAAGGACGCGCAGAAGACCGGCAUCGCCCUCGUCUACGCCACCAGGGACUUCAUCUCCUACGACCUCCUAGAUGGUGUCCUCCACGCCGUCCCCGGCACCGGCAUGUGGGAGUGCGUGGACUUCUACCCGGUGGCGGCGGAGGGUGUCAACGGGCUGGACACGUCGGCGAACGGCCCCGGAGUGAAGCACGUCCUCAAAGCCAGCCUCGACGACGAUAAGCACGACUACUACGCCAUCGGCACCUACGACCUGGCGGCGAACAGGUGGACUCCGGACGAUCCGGAGGCCGACGUGGGGAUCGGCCUCCGCGUUGACUACGGCAAGUACUACGCAUCUAAGACCUUCUACGAUCAGAAGAAGCAGCGGCGGCUGCUGUGGGGGUGGAUCGGCGAGACGGACAGCGAGAGCACCGAUCUCCAGAAAGGCUGGGCUUCCGUCCAGGUGGGCAUUUUCUGACGAUCGGAGGAGAAGACGGCUAGUUGACUUUUAUGAGUUCCUUCCCCGUGACGUGAUCUUCCCCGUGCAGACGAUUCCCAGGACGGUGCUGCUGGAUCAGAGAACGGGGACGAAUCUGCUCCAGUGGCCGGUGGAGGAGGUGGAGAGCCUGAGGAAUGGCUACUCCGAAUUCGACGGCGUCGAGAUCGCCGCCGGGUCGGUCGUGCCUCUGGACGUCGGCUCAGCCACGCAGGUAACCUACUUACAACCAGCAGCUCUUUCUCCAUGGCGGGCCAGAGAUGGGUUUGCCAUGAAAUGAAUGUGGUCGUCUUUCUUCUGUUUACUCAGCUGGACAUCGUGGCGGAGUUCGAGGUGGGGAAGGAGGCGCUGGAGGGGACGGUGGAGGCCGACGUAGGCUACAACUGCAGCACCAGCGGCGGCGCCGCCGCCAGGGGCGCGCUAGGCCCGUUCGGUCUCCUUGUUCUCUCGGUCGAUGGCCUCUCGGAGCAGACGGCUGUAUACUUCUACAUCGCCAGGAAGACCGACGGCGAGCUGGGCACCUUCAUUUGCCAGGACGAGCUCAGGUUCGUGCUCUUCUCUCUCUCUGGACCUAACACCCCCGACUUCAACCCUCCAUCUGAAUGCGGAAGCUCAAGAUUCUGAAAACUUGCAGGUCGUCCAAAGCGGACGAUCUCGUCAAGCGGGUCUACGGGAGCGCAGUCCCCGUCCUAGACGGCGAGAAAUUCGCUGUCAGAAUCCUGGUAAGCCGACGAUGAUGGCCCUUGAGAAGCUCUACAGGCCCGAGGUCAUUCUCCUCCCUCACCCCGCUCCCUCUGGUUUUUCCUCCCUCUCUCCUCGUCUUUCAGGUAGAUCACUCGAUAGUGGAGACGUUCGCCCAAGGAGGGAGGACCUGCAUCACCUCCCGCGUGUACCCGACGGAGGCCAUCUACGGCGCCGCCAGGGUCUUCCUCUUCAACAACGCCACCGCCGGCCCCGUCACCGCCGCAACGGUCAAAAUCUGGCAGCUCAGCUCGGCCCUCAUCCGCCCCUACACCCCCUCCGACGGCCGCUGA
Messenger RNA from Spirodela intermedia, 2635 nucleotides. Lineage: Eukaryota; Viridiplantae; Streptophyta; Magnoliopsida; Alismatales; Araceae. The record is from the annotation of a GenBank genome assembly.